This is a messenger RNA of Saccoglossus kowalevskii, 493 nucleotides long. Its product is annotated as protein lin-28 homolog A-like. Lineage: Eukaryota; Metazoa; Hemichordata; Enteropneusta; Harrimaniidae. Gene Ontology annotation, biological process: pre-miRNA processing. Gene Ontology annotation, molecular function: zinc ion binding; mRNA binding. Gene Ontology annotation, cellular component: nucleus; cytoplasm. The record is from RefSeq and is a predicted model, not a curated record.
CUCCAAGAGCAGUAUGAAGGAACGAAGUAUGGUAAUUCAUUUGAAUGACAUAGAGUACGAUAUUACGAUUAUGGACAAAGAGAAAUUGGUUUUCUUAGAUGGCACCGAAGCAGACACACUGGGUAGCGAAGAGGAGAAGAACGAGGAAGCAGAGGUCGUUAUGGAAGGCAACGGCAAAUGCAAAUGGUUCAAUGUUGCGAAAGGUUAUGGUUUUAUAACGGUCGAGGACGGCACGAAAGAUGUCUUCGUUCACCAAUCUGUUAUUAAAAUGGGUGGAUUCCGAAGCCUAGGAGAAGGAGAACUUGUUGUUUUUAAAUAUAAGAAAUCUCAAAAAGGAUGGGAAGCUCUAGCAGUAAGUGGACCAGAUGGUGCUGAUUGCCAAGGCAGCAAAAGAAGACCUAGACCAAAAUAUCGUCGCAGAGUAAUCGGUGCUAUAAUUGUGGUGAGAUGGGCCACCAUGCAAAAAACUGUUCCUUACCUCCACAAAAAAAGA